ACGAGUUCAUGUUUGGUUCAAAACCACAUGUUUGUAGAGUUUAAAUUUUGAAAGUGUUUAUCGUUGCAAAUGUUUUAUUAUUCUUGUGAUUCAACUUUUUAGUUUUAUUUUCUAUCCUAAUUUUAUCUAUUAAAUAAUAUUCCAACAUGACAGAAGUUGAUUUUCCUCGUGGUAAAUACCCUGGUUACAAAGAUUCUUUGGCAAAGAAAGUGCCUAAAAGACCAGCGGAAGAUGAGUUAUUCUCUACUCGUGUCUUGAAUAAAGAUGAUGAUACCGGUGGGGAUGAUGAAAAAACUAAAUCAGCUAAGAAAUCAAAACGACAAAAAAACAAAAAAUCUACCUCUGAAGAGGUUAGCGAGCCAGGUGUACCUUCUUUUGAUGAAAAGGUUGUUAUUUAUCGUUUAAAAACUAACAAUGUUGCCAUCAAUAGCAUCAUAUUGGGAUGUGUUGCUGAAAUUAAAGACUACGAAAUGAGUGUUCAAUUACCAGGAGCAGUUUUGGUCAAAGUUUCUAUAACAAAUAUAUCCGAACCGUAUAGUAAAGCACUGGUGACAUAUGCUCAAGAUCCUGCUAAUAACCCAUCACCACCUAAACCUAAAUCCUUGUUUCAACCGGGUGACUUACUUCCUGUUAAAAUAUUGGACAAGAAAGAAUCUCAUAUGAGUUAUGAUGAUACUUCAAUGUCUCUAACUGAUAUAGAUGCCUCGGUAAAUCCAAGAGAUGUUUACAGCGAUCUUCAUACUGCACCAUUUUUAAAAAAUUGUGCCAACACAAGUAUAUGUGCUGCUGUAGUUGAAAUCGAGGACCACGGUUAUUUGAUGGAUAUUGGCCGAGAAAAUAUUAAAGGUUUUAUGAGUUUUGAUGAUGCUAAACCAUUUAUAGAAGCUCGUAACUUGAAGAAUCUAUCAGUUGGCCAAGUAAUUCUAUGCAAUAUUAUUUCUGCCUCGCAAAGAGUUGUUAAAUUAACUACCAAAGCAAUCAAGCCUCGUAAUUCCGAAGACUCAACGUUUCCAACUUCUUGUUUACUACCGGGAGUUACUGUGACAGCAAAAGUUUUAGCAACUUGUGAAGUAGGAUUAGAGGUAGUUGUAUUUGGUCAGCAUAGAGGUUUUGUCCACAAAGAUCAUCUAAAGACUAUAUGGGAUCUACCUCGUGAUGAUUACCAAGUUGGAGAAGAUUUGAAAGGAAUAAUUUUAUUUGUUAACCCAGUUAACAAAGUUGUUGCUUUAAGUUUACGUUCUCAUCCUGAAUUGUCAUCUUUAAAAAAGUCUUGGGCAGAAUUGCGGAUCGGCCAACUAAUUGAAAAAGCCCAAAUUGUUGGAAAAGAUUCCGGUGGCUCAUUCAUUUUCAAAUUUCCAAAUGGAUUUAAAGGUGUAGCACCCAAACAUGAAUUGUCCGAUGAUUUUCUUGGUCAAGAAGAUUUGGCAGUUAUUGAAACUCAACUACCCAUUGGAUCUUUUCAAAAAUGUCGAAUCAAAUCAUUCUCUUACCUUGAUGGUUAUGCCAAAGUUACCCUUAAAAAUUCCCUCCUAGAAGCAGAACAUCUUUCAGUUGAAGACUUAAAAGUAGGCCAAGUUCUUGAAGGUCGUGUUAAAAAACUUAAUAAAAAAGGGUUGAUCAUCACACUAGGAUUCGGUCUUAAAGCAUAUUGUCCAACUAUACAUCACAAAGACUCUGUUAAACCUAAAGAUUACGCAGCUGGAAGCAAAUUGAAAUGUCGUAUAAUUCGUCUCGAUAGCAAAUCACUGGUUCCCCGGAUCGCCGUUACUUGCCGAAAAGAGUUGAUUCGUGAAAAAAAUAUUAUCGACGAUUUUUCUAAAGCUGUAGCUGGACUGUAUACUCGAGGAAUAGUUGUUCUUAUCCAAGAAAAUGGUCUUGUAAUUGAAUUUUUCAACGAGCUCCGUGGUUUUCUGUCAGCUAAACGUUUCCAGAAAGAAAACCUGCAAUAUUCUGUUUCAUCUUAUUCAAUUGGACAAAUCCUACCUGUUUAUGUUGUCCAAAGUGAUGCAAAGAAUGAAAAAAUACAUUUAAGUUUAAUCUACAGUGAACCUGAAGAGGAAUCAGAUAUUAUCUCAUCCACACCAAUUGGAACUAUUUUAUCUGAUUUAACUGUUGUCAGUAAAGAUGCGGAUGGAUUUUCCUUGACCAACACUGACGGUGAUAGUUUCUAUCUUCCUAAGGCUCAGCUUUCUGAUUAUCCUGGUCUUAUUGAUAAACUUCAUGAGGUUAUUCAGGUUGAUGAUACAAUUGAAAAAGUUGUUGUCUUCAAGAAUACAUCAAAUGUCCCAAUUGUUAGUCGUCGAGCUAUAUUUAUUCAAGCAAGUGAGAAAGAAAAUCCCGUCUUUAAACCAGAAACACUCAACACCGGUUUAGUUGUCCCUGCAAUUAUCAAAAACUUCAAAGUUUAUGGAAUCAUUGUCGAGUGUCCAGGAGGAAUGAUUGGUCUAAUACCAACAGAAAAUAUUUCUAAGACGAAAGUUGAUCCUCUCGAGAGUGGCUUUGCGACAAAUCAAACUGUUCUUGUUCAUAUUAACCAUUUAAAAGAGAAAGACGACGAAAAAAGACUCAACUGUUCAUCCAUCAUAUCGCAGUGUGUUUCACCCGAUUUCCCACCAGAAAUGAUCUUGUCAAAUUAUUUAGUUGACUAUACAUUUAUCAAAUCGAGGCUAUGGACCAUCAACAACAAACCUGUUACUCGUGCCUUAUCUUCAAUCAAACCUGGAGAUAUUUUACCAUUUAAAGUUCUCAAAAGUGUGGAUGAGCAAGCUUUGUGUGCAUGUACAGUAGAAGGUUGUAAGAAACCUAUUCCUGGAAUAAUUAAUCGUUCCAAGAAAAAAUCUAAUGAUGGUAAAGUUGGUCAAACAGGUGAAGGAGUUGUUCUUUAUAUUGACAUAGAGAAGAAACUUGUCCAUCUUUCAGUUGACCAAGAUUUACGAAAAAAGGCAUCAUCAGCGAUUAAAAACUCAUCAUAUUCACGAGUUUCUGUCGGACAAGUGUUGAUAUCCAAUGUUGAAUUGACUACAGACAAAUUUCACAUAGUUUCUCUUAAAGGCCACGCAAUUGGUGCUUUGGCUUAUAUUCCUCGUUACAUUCAUCUCAAUGCUCUCAAGCCUGAUUCUAAUUUGUACAAAAAUGGCCAGAAAUUGUAUUUUGCUGUUAAGGAAAAAUUAACUGCAAUAGAUGAAUCCAGUUUAAUUAUUGGGUCCAAAACAUCUGAGAAACCUACGAGUGUCAAAAACAAAGAAGCUGAAGCCUUGCUUGCUAAAGCUAGAAAAGAGACUCUGAAAAAAGCGAUGAAUAUGGUUGAAAAUAAAAUUAAACUUGGAAAGGAAAAUGUCACUAAAAAAGGCGAUGAUAAAAAUGCUGAUAAAAGUCUAGUUGAAAAUGAAGACGAUGAUGAUGAGUCCGAUCCCGAUGAAAUCAACUUCGAUUCAGAUGAGGAGGAAGAGGUAGAAAUGGAAACUGAUGAUGACGAAAAUCAAAAUAAUGAAAAGAAAAUAAGAAAAAGUAAAAAUCUUGAAGAGGAUGAUCAGGAAAGCCCUUCAUUUUUUGUUGACACCGAAGGAAUUUCGACGAGGAAAACCGUAAAGUCUAACGCAAAUGAUGAUGAUGAAGAUGAUGACGUAUCUUCAGUUGAUGAUUCAGAUGAAGAUGGUGUUAAAGUAAUUACACCAAAUAUUUUAAAGAAAAGGAAAAGGAAAGUGUCGGAAAAUCACGAAGAUAAAUUGAAAGAAGAAAAGAAGAAGCAUUUCAAGAAGCUUCAAUCAUUGGUUAGCACUCGAGUUAAAUCUGCAGUGACUGAUGAGAACGAAGUAUUCUCAUGGGAUGCUCCCAAAGAUAUUGAUUUAAGCAAUGAAUUAGAGGAAGAUGAAGAUACAAAUGUACCUGUCAGUAAGCAACCUGAAGACGAAGAAAAUGGUGGUCCAUUGACCAAGGAAGAGUUCGAGAAAUUAGUUGUGCAAUGUCCAAAUGACAUCGAGCGUUGGUGUCGUUAUAUCAAUUAUUAUAUUGGUCAAAACGAGAUAAUCAAGGCUAAAGAGCUCUGUGAAAGAGCAUUGGAAUCGAUUGAUCAUAAAAUAGAAGAUAAUAAAUUGAAAAUUUGGACACUCAAAUUAAAGAUUGAAUACAAACAUGGAUCCUCCGAAUCUUUGGAAGAGUUAAUCAAACAAGCAAAAUGUGCUAAUGAUGAGCUAAAAAUUUAUCAGAAUAUGAUCAAAAUUUACGAAGAAGAUGGUAAAACAGAAUUAGCUGAGCAAGUUUACAGAGAAUCAACCAAAAAAUUCCCAUUGAAUAAAUCACUUUGGGUUGCUUUUGGAAAGUUUUACCUCAAAAAUGGUCGAGUCACUUCUUUCAGAGAUUUAUUCUUGCGUUGUAUCAACUAUAUGGACAAAAAGGAACAAUUGGACCUGAUUGUUAAAUUCGCCCAAUUGGAAUGUCAAUAUGGUGAUUUAGAAAGAGCUAAAACAAUGUUUGAAGCUGCUUUGGUCAAUUUCCCUAAAAGAACUGACAUUUGGUCAACUUAUAUUGAUUUGAUGAUCAAAUAUAACUUAAAAGAAGAAGAAGGAAUUAUUAGACGUGAUUCAAUCGAAUCAAUAAGAUUACUUUUUGAUCGGGCUAUUGCGAUUAAAAUUAAGGAGAAAAAGAUUAGGUUUCUUUUUCAAAAAUAUAUCGACUUUGAAAAGCGUUAUGGAGACGAAGAAAAGAUUGCUAUCAUUAACAAGAAAAUGUCAGAAUAUGUUGAUGCUAAUGAUAUUAUCUAUUGAAAUAAUUAUAAAUCUGUCAUUUUUUGUAAAUAAAAUCCCUUUUUUUGCUAAUUAAA
Messenger RNA from Tetranychus urticae (two-spotted spider mite), 4819 nucleotides. It is a transcript of the gene Rrp5, whose product is annotated as Ribosomal RNA Processing 5. Gene Ontology annotation, cellular component: small-subunit processome; nucleolus. Lineage: Eukaryota; Metazoa; Arthropoda; Arachnida; Trombidiformes; Tetranychidae. Gene Ontology annotation, molecular function: protein binding; RNA binding. The record is from RefSeq and is a predicted model, not a curated record. Gene Ontology annotation, biological process: rRNA processing.